Molecule: messenger RNA, 1308 nt
Organism: Entrophospora sp. SA101
Lineage: Eukaryota; Fungi; Glomeromycota; Glomeromycetes; Entrophosporales; Entrophosporaceae
Source: the annotation of a GenBank genome assembly
AUGAGCCCUGCAGAAAGUGAUUCCGAAGGUCCUAUUCUACGUAAUUAUAUUAAACAUAACAAAAGAAAAGGAAUCAUCCAUUAUCAUAAUCCUCCAAUGAACGUUCAACUCGAUCGUCAAACCAUUGACGAUUUUAUUGAAUCAAAUAAAGAUUUAAGCAUUAUACAGAGUCUAGUAGUAGAUACCCUUGACAACUUCAAGAGAACUUCCAAAAAAAUUUACGCGAUUCCCUUUAUAAUUUGCAUGAUUCCAAGACUUGCGUUAAUGGAUAGUAAACUUACGAAAGAAAAAAACGAAUCCAUGUUAUUAACAUACCCGAACGGAGAUAUUACAAAAUGUAGUUUACGUUUAAAGGGAGGGGGAGGUUCGGGCAAACAAAAACCAAAGAAUAUACAGAAACUUUACUCUCAAGAAGUUACAAGUCAAUUCACUAAUAAUAAAAUUUGCACAUUACUUACCUAUUUUGAAAUAUCUCCUAAUGCCAUAGAAACUCGAAUCAAAAAACUCGAACAAACAAAUAUUGUACUUGUAGACGAAAAGGUUGAUGUUACGUCAGCUGGGAAAAAGUGUGAUGUUGACAAGCUAUUAAUAUCAUUGUCUAAAAUAAUUAGUGCUUCAGAAGAGCUUAAUUUGUUUAUGGUAGCAAGACUACUACUACUAGGCAUUUCGUUAAGAUUCAUUACUGAAGAGGAAGGUGGAGAGUUUGAUUAUGUGCAGUCAAUGAAUGAGAAAGCACGGUUUAUACAGAAGCUUCUUUUAAAAGAUGAUAUUGUAAAUGAUAUUCAUGAACGUCAUGUGUUAUCUAGUGUUGAUUAUCCACUUGAUUCAGAGGUUGCGAGACUUACGAAACUUGACAUUAAAGAACUUUUACAGAAAAUUGCAGAAGAUAAUAAUUACGACUUCCAAUUCUGGCUUAAGUACAUCGAUAUAUGUGACGCUUAUAAUUAUUUUGUAAUUGAAAAAUUAAAAAUAAUAGUAGAAAAAUUAGACUUGGGAGAAAAAAUUUCAGAAGCAUUAGAUACUCCACCAUUAUUAAUAAGUGAAGGUUAUCAUCCUGAUUUGAAAAUUUUUAAAGAAGUCUCUCUCGAUAAAUCUAAUACUAAGCAAAAUCCAUAUGUAGCUCCUACAAAAGUUAAUAAAAAUAAUAGUAAUGAUGAACCUAAUACUAAAUUCUCUGAAGAUUACUUCGAUCCCUCAAAUCUUAUUGCAGCUACAAGUGAAUAUGCCAUUGACGAUGUUAUUGACAUUGCUGAUAAUAACAGUAUUAUUAAUGACAAUGUUAACAAGGAUGUUAUUAUGGAAGAGUAA